Messenger RNA from Glarea lozoyensis ATCC 20868, 978 nucleotides. Its product is annotated as Activator of Hsp90 ATPase, Aha1. The record is from RefSeq and is a predicted model, not a curated record. The coding region runs from base 1 to 978 and encodes 325 amino acids. Gene Ontology annotation, cellular component: cytosol. Gene Ontology annotation, biological process: positive regulation of ATP-dependent activity; protein folding. Gene Ontology annotation, molecular function: protein-folding chaperone binding; ATPase activator activity. The transcript is spliced from 4 exons. NCBI's taxonomy places the organism in Eukaryota, Fungi, Ascomycota, Leotiomycetes, Helotiales, Helotiaceae.
AUGGUCUUACACAACCCCAACAAUUGGCAUUGGGUGAACAAGGACGCUUCCGGUUGGACAAAGUCAUGGCUUGAGGACAGCAUCAAAGAUGUCAAGGCUGAGGAGGGGGGUGUUACGGCCCAACUAGACAAGGUGGUCAGCAUGGACGGAGACGUCGAUGUCAAUCAGCGAAAGGGGAAAGUGAUAACCAUCUUUGAUGUCAAGCUUGUUCUGGAGUAUUCAGGCAAAACCAAGGAUGACGAGGACGUUAGUGGCACCAUCACCGUUCCAGAAGUUGCCCACGAUACUGAAGAAAACGAGUAUGUUUUUGACAUAGACAUUUACUCGGAUGCAAAUUCUAAAGCACCUGUCAAAGACCUUGUCCGUGCAAAAAUUGUUCCCCAAUUGCGAAAACAAUUUGCUAAGCUUGGCCCGGCGUUGAUCGCAGAACAUGGCAAAGAUAUCCAACACGCUCCUGGCUCUGGGCCAGUAAGUGGUACGACUACGCCAAAGAUCCAUACACCAAGCUCAGGUCCAUCGGCCUCGGCUUCGGCCAGCACACAGAGCAACAAGGUUUCGUCGGUCAAUACAACCACCGUUACGGACACUGAGGAAUUCCGUGCCCCAGCUAGCGAGCUAUAUCAAACCUUCACUGACCCUCAGCGCAUCACAGCUUUCACCCGUGCAGCACCAAAGCUGUUCGAGGGUGCUAAGAAAGGCGGAAAGUACGAACUCUUUGGUGGCAAUGUCUCUGGUGAAUAUCUAGAACUUGUCGAGCCAACAAAGAUCAUUCAAAGCUGGCGACUUGAUCAAUGGCCAAAGGGACACUUCUCCAGACUCGAGAUUAGCUUUGAUCAAAACGAUGUCGACAAUGUUACUGUCAUGAGAGUUACCUGGAGUGGAGUUCCCAUUGGCCAAGAGGAAGUCACAAAGAGGAAUUGGCGAGAAUAUUAUGUGCGAAGUAUCAAGCAAACAUUUGGCUUCGGCACCAUUCUAUAA